Oppia nitens is the source of this 2448-nucleotide messenger RNA. Its product is annotated as protein PFC0760c-like. The record is from RefSeq and is a predicted model, not a curated record. The coding region runs from base 47 to 2410 and encodes 787 amino acids. The transcript is spliced from 5 exons. Lineage: Eukaryota; Metazoa; Arthropoda; Arachnida; Sarcoptiformes; Oppiidae.
AACCAUAUUAAAAAUAAGAUUAUCCGCAUAUAUAAGUAUAUCAACAAUGAUGUGCAUUGAAUUCAAUUUGUUAUUCUUGACAUUAACUGUAUUGAUAUCAUGGACAACAAGUUUAUCAUUAAAUGAAAUCCACUCCUUAUCACACAAUUUUAAAAGCAUUUCACAUAACAAUAAUAAUGAUAAAAGUCUUAAAGAUGCCAUAAAAACAAUACAAAAGCGAAGACAACAAACAUUAUAUCCAUUGGCACAUCUGUACGGCCCAUAUAGUCUUCCUGUGACAGCAAUUGAAUAUUACAAGAGAUUAGUACCGAUUGACACACAUUUUGACGAAGAAUUAAUUGAUGUACCGUUUGAUUUCGAUGCUAUAAGAGAUAGUUAUAGAGACGAUUCAACAAAAAAUGAUUUAAUUUCGACGGCAUUGGCACUCAAAUUAUCACAUGUUUUUGACAAACAAAAAGAUAAAACUAAUAUAAAUCAUAAAACUUUGAGAAAAGAAAUCAACAAAAAACGCAAAAGAAGUACAAAUGUUAAGCAAAACACAUUUAGAAACGUAAAACAAAUUGCUUUUAAACCAAAAGAUGAAAGUUUUAAAAAUAAUAAUUUUUUAAAUUCACAUAAAACUAAUGGUAUUAUCAAUAGUAAUACAAAACCUAAACAUAAGUCAGGAAGACGUGUACUUACCGAUCAUUUUCAUAUUGAAGAAGAUAUUAUUGAUAACAAUAAAAAUCUUAUAACAAAACGAGAUAUAAUAAAGAAAUUGUCACCAAUUUCUAAAAAUAGUAAAAAAUUAAAUUUAAACAAAAAGUCCAAAACAACUAAAAAUCAACUUAACUUCAAACACAUUAAUAAAUCUCAAACUUUGACAAAAAAGAAAUCAAUUACCAAAAGAAAAGCCGAAAAUAAAGUAAUAGAAAUAAAAAGUUUAUCUAAUAAUAAAAACAAUAAAACUUCCAAAUUUGAGACCACAAUAAAUACUGAUAAGUCAAUUGUUUCUGAAUUAUAUGAUAUUUUAUCGGAUGAUAAUAAAAAUAAUGAGAAAAUUAUUACUCAAUUAAAAUCAAUCGAUAAAAAUACAUCAAAAAAUGAUAAUAAAAGUCAGCCAAAAGAAAUUUUGAUUAAAAACGACACAGAAGUGAAAUACAUUAAAAAAGUUAGCAAAAGAAGUAAUCUAAAGGAUCAGACAAAUAAUGAAGACAUAGUAGAUAAUGGCAGUGAUUAUAAUAUUGAAAAUGAUAACCAAAUCAUUUAUCCAAUUGAAACAAUUGAUGACAAAACAGAAGUAACAGUUGAAAACACGAGUGAAGAUCAGUUGCCAAUAAAUAACAAAGAAAUGAAUGAUUGGCUUAGAAAAGAGUAUUACGAAACUAUUGCGGCGGCUUUGGCCACAAUGAGACGCAAAAGAAGUAAUGACAUCAAUGACAAUGAUGUGCAAAAUGAUGAAGACUUGGAUGACUUUACAAAUAUCAAUAACAUAGAAACUAAAAAUGAAGAUCUUAUAGCUAUUAAUCAAAACAAUAAAAAGCAACCUUUUGAUGACAAAGAUGAUGACUAUGUAAUUGCAACUCUUUAUGAUGAUAAUGAAGACGACACCGACAUAAUUAAUGAUAAUAACAGAGAAGACAAUAAUGAAAAGGAUGAUUCAAUAAUUUGGGAACCAAUUCAAUAUAAUAAUAAUAAUGUCAAACAAAAGACAAAAAGAAGUGUUAACUCAAUUGAUGAAAGUGAUAGCGAAGAAACCAAUGAUAUUGAUUUACAACGUUUUUCUCAUAUUAACAGCAAAUUGGAGUCAAUUGAAGACACACUUCUUAGUGAUGCUCUUGAAUUAAUUGAUGGAUCCGCACGAAGAGGAUCUCAUACUGAAGCAGAAAAUAAUAAAAUUGCCGAUCGAUUGGAUGCCGCCUAUGAUAUCGAAAAUAUGAGAAAUUCUUUGGAAGACUUGCAUAACACCAUCGAUAAUAUCAACAAUGAAAAUAUCAUUCAAGACAAUGACUUAACCACUUCUACAUCUGAAUCCAGUGAUAACCAAAUUGAUAUUAUAAUCCCUGAGGAUUAUUCAGACUCAAUAGACGAGUGUUUUGCAAUUGAGAUGCUUUCGAGUGACUGUUCAUCGGUGGCUAAUCUGAUGCCUAACUCUCGACUGUAUAAAGCAUUUAAAUCUGCCUGUGAUUGGCAUAACAUUUGCUAUACUUGUGGUGAGAUUUAUGGUCUCCUGUCCAGUGACUGUGACGCUGGCUUUCUAGAGGCCGGUCGACUCGCUUGUAAUGACAGUCCUUCAUGUGAAACGUUUUCGAGGAUAGUAUUAACGCCUUUACGACAAAGCCGUGUCUUCUACAAGAGCUCUGUUCCCGACACUUGCUUUCGUUACCAUUGUAUAAGAGAUUACUUAUUUCAGACGCAAACCAACAAAUGAUAGAUAUUAUGGUACCUAUUGUUAUACUAUAAACUCAU